Molecule: messenger RNA, 3730 nt
Organism: Hemicordylus capensis (graceful crag lizard)
Lineage: Eukaryota; Metazoa; Chordata; Lepidosauria; Squamata; Cordylidae
Gene: SMPDL3B
Product: sphingomyelin phosphodiesterase acid like 3B
Exons: 9
Coding region: 1234-2640 (468 amino acids)
Biological process (GO): sphingomyelin catabolic process
Molecular function (GO): sphingomyelin phosphodiesterase activity
Source: RefSeq, a predicted model, not a curated record
AUGGACGCCUUGGGCACCUAAAAGAAGGCAGUCCUCGCCCCCCGUUUCCUUCCUCGCUCCACCCUCCUCACUGCACGAGCAGCCAAUCGGGUUGUCGCUCUCCACCAGAUUUGGGGGCGGGGUCCACGCAGCAGCUGUCCGGGAAAUUUCCUAGCUCCCCCUGCGGUGGGUUUCUUUCUCUUGGUAACAUAGAGGAAGAGAAGGCUGGGAGAAUGGGAUACUUCUGGUUCUGAAUCGAAGGCCGUGUCUGGUCUAUGCCAACGCACUAGAAACAGGGAAGAGAAAGAAAAGGAGACUCUGCGUGGACGCAUCCAUCAUCACAGGCUUUUAUCGGCCCUUUUCAUUCGGAACCGAGCUAACGGCGAGGAUGAUCAUGAGGAAGAUGAAGAGUACUUAUAUGCCGCUUUAGCAAAAAGUUCACAAAGCGUUUUUGCAUAACAAUAUACACGGCGCUUAGUGUAGCAAGCGCUCUCGUGGAUUACGAUCCGCUUCAUCAUAUGCAAUGGAUCAAACUGAAGCCCAGAGACAUGUGUUUGGGACGGUGGCCAAAUAUAUUAGGAGCCACUUAAUGGUGCAGCAGUGAAAUGACUUGACUAACAAGCCAGAGGUUGACGGUUCAAAUCCCUGCUGGUACGUUUCCCACCUAUAUCGGGCAGCAGCGAUGUAGGAAAAUGCUGAAAAGCAUCGACUCGACAACACACUUUAUUUUACUUUACAAAUAUACUCAGUAAGUAAUAAUGAUGCCCCUGUGUCCAAAGUCUGAACCCUUCCCCUAGCCCUGUUCUAAAAAUGUUGCUGUCACUCACUGCUACAUUCUGUUCCUCCAUUUGGGUCUGAUCUUUAGCACCUAACUGAACAUAAACUGGCCUCGUUAAUGUUUGCUGCCGGAAGUCGAAGUGUCCUGCCAAGUCAGCAACGAACUUAUUUCAGUCAGAAGGGAAGGAAAAGCGAGAGGAAAAGGUGUGGUCCCUUUGGCGUAUUUUAGGAAGAAGAACAUGCCAACCAGUUGCCUCUUUCAGUCUUCGCAUGCUCAUUUGUUUAAAGAGCCUGCAAGUCUGUCUGUCUUUAAAGAUAGCAGCAUUGCUUAGCAAACUGGGUAGAUCCAAUUCUGAUGCCAAGUAGGGUUGCUUCAGCCACAGUGAGUCAGGGCUGGGAGAGGCUCGCUUUUCCCACGGCUGCACCUUCAGAAGACAAAGUGGAUCAUCAGCUGGCAACGGGCCUCUUUUGACCAAGAUGGAUCUUUGGAGGCUUGCAUGGCUUCUGGUGCACUGCAGAGCUGUGGCUGCCAACUCAGGCUCAUUUUGGCACAUCACGGACCUUCAUCUGGACCCGGAGUACACACUGACGCCGAACCCAUUACAGGUGUGCCCAUCUGCAGGCUCCCAACCAGUACCCAAUGCAGGGCCUUGGGGAGAUUACUUGUGUGAUGCUCCCUGGAUCCUGGUCAACUCUUCUGUCUAUGCCAUGAAGGAGAUCCUCGCUGACCCAGACUUUAUUCUCUGGACUGGAGAUGACACUCCUCAUGUGGGUAAUGAGAAACUGAGUGAAAAAGCUGUGUUGCAGAUAAUCGAACGACUAACCAACCUGAUCAAACGUGUCUUUCCAGGCACUCCAGUCUUUCCUGCAAUGGGCAACCAUGAUUUCCACCCAAAAAACCAGUUUCCACCCGAGGAGAACAGGAUCUACAAUGCCACAGCGGAAAUGUGGCGCCUCUGGCUUGGUGACAACUCUACACUUGCCUUCAAAGCAGGUGCUUUCUACAGUCAGCUGCUGCCUGGUCCUGGCAAAGGAAGGCGAAUGGUUGUCCUCAACACAAACCUGUACUAUGAAAAUAAUAAUCAAACCCUCAGCCUGCAGGAUCCAGGAGGCCAGUUCCAGUGGCUGGAAGAAACGUUGGCCAAUGCUUCAAAAGCAGGAGAAAAGGUCUAUAUUAUUGGGCACAUCCCACCAGGCUUCUUUGAGAAGAAACGAGGCAAGCCCUGGUUCCGAGAGCACUUUAACCAAAGAUACACAGAAAUCAUUCAGAAGCAUCAUGGAGUGAUUGUGGCACAGUUCUUUGGACAUCAUCACACUGACAGCUUUAAAAUGUUUUACAGUAACACAGGUUCCCCGGUCAGUGUCAUGUUUUUAGCUCCAGCAGUAACCCCCUGGAAGACCACUUUACCCGGUGUGCACAACGGAGCAAACAACCCUGGCAUCCGGGUCUUCACAUAUGACCGAGACACCCUGCUAGUGAAGGAUUUGACGACUUAUUAUUUAAACCUCUCCCUCGCUAACACAGAGUCCCCCAAAUGGGAGAAGGAGUAUAGCCUGACGGAGGCUUUCCAGAUCCCGGACGGUUCUGUCCUUUCCAUGCACGUCUUGCUGGAGAAGCUCAUGAAGAACAACAGUCACUUCCAGCAGUACUACCGCUACAACUCAGUUCAAUAUGACCUCACAGACUGUGACAAGAGCUGCCAGACCGACCACAUCUGUGCCAUCGGGGAGGUCGAUUUUGCAAAAUACGACCAGUGUAUUAAAGCCAGGAGCACCGCACCAGCGUCCCCCAUCCCAAUGCUCAGCCUCCUUUUAUUUUGCUCAGGGAUGGCGCUUGUUACUCUCGGCCUGUGGGGAGCCUUGAACAGACUGGUACAGAAGUAGGGCCACGUGGAUUCCAUAUGCUGGACAAAAAAAGCAUAGAGCGGAACCACCACCACAGGGACUAGCACCUUGAGAAUCUCAACCUUUUCAUUUUUUAAAAAACAAAGCUAGAUUCCCGAGUACAUAUACAGAGAGACAAGUGGGUGCCAAUUGCAUGCUACCUCCUUUAAAAAAUGAGAAUCAUUUAAAUUGCAACUCUGAAUGCAUAUAAGAACUUGUGAAGCUGCUUUGUAUUGAAUUGGACCACUGCUCCAUCGAAGGAGAUGGCCUGACUCUACACUGACUGGCAGAAGGCAGCAGCUUUUCAGGGUUUCAGACAGGCCUUUCCCAGCCCUUCCUGGAGUCGCCAGAGAUCAAGCUUGAACCUCUGCAUACAAAUCAGAUGUUCUUCUACUGAAUUACAACCGUUUCUGUGUCUUAUCGAGAUAAUUCUACUGCAACAAGAUUCAAAGACUUUGAUCGCAUAUUACUUUUCUUAGAAAUCACACAGGACAAUCAAGACCCAUUGAUAGGCAUAAGAACAGCCUUGCUGGAUGAGGCCCAAGGCCCAUCUAGUCCAGCAUCCUGUUUCACACAGUGGCCCACCAGAUGCCGCUGGGAAGCCCCCAGUUCCCUUUGCCUUUCAGGGAAAAACAAAUAUGGCUUGCUGAUCCUUUGCUGCAACUGCAUACCGAAUUUGGAUUGGAUCCCACACCUCUCCCACUGACUUGAAUUGCUGAACCACUGAGUAUUCUGGUAGGGAGGAGAAGGGAAAGUUGUAAUGUACAGCAGCAGGCUCGUUUAAAGGCACACAGAAAGAACAGUAGUAGUAAAGCUCAUUCACAUGUUAUAUUUGUACAGUGUACACAGGAACAGAUCUGUACACAGGUGCACCUAUUCACAUGUUAUGCUGAAUGCAGGUACAGAAGUACAUUUCCUAUCUGUACCAUGCAUUUGAAGGGCCUGUAUCCAGGUUCACAAAAACAUGUGCAAGUGUACAGGCAUCUGUACACUAGUGUAAUGUCUGAAUCAGCAACAUGCACUGAAUAACAACCUUAUCUGCCGUAUGGGGAAAGAGACUUCAUUUGAAUUAUAUUUUUCUUUGAAUAGA